ACUUCUUGUGUUUUGAAACAGAGCAAGAGCAGCGCUUUAGCAGACACCAUCAUCAUCCAUGGAUGGAGGAGAUAUAUACAGAGCGGGCAACAGCCUGCGCGCGACCAGCUCCACUUCGUGGAGGAACCAGGCAUCGAUGGCGGAUGUUUUGUCGAGAUCGUCGCGCGAUGAGGAUGACGAGGAAGCUCUGAGAUGGGCUGCUCUCGAGAAACUCCCCACCUUCAAGCGUCUCCAGAAAGGGAUUCUGACGGCCAGCGGCGGUGCUAACCAAAUCGAUAUCUGGAACCUGGGCUUUCAUGACAGGAAGGGGUUGCUUGAGAGGUUAUUGAGGGUCACUGAGGAGGACAACGAGGGCUUCUUGCUGAAGCUCCGGAACCGCAUUGACAGAGUUGGAAUUGAUGUUCCUACAAUUGAAGUCAGAUUCGAGCAUUUGAAUGUGGAGGCAGAGGCUCAUGAAGGAAGCAGAGCUUUGCCCACCGUCAUUAAUUUCUGCACUAGUAUUCUGGAGGGCUUCUUGAAUUUUCUGCACGUACUUCCUAGUAGAAAGAAGCACUUGACCAUCCUUCAAGAUGUCAGUGGGAUCAUCAAACCUGGCAGGAUGACUUUGCUUCUAGGUCCACCUAGUUCAGGAAAGACCACGCUCUUGUUAGCUUUGGCCGGCAAGCUUGAUCCUGAACUAAAGACGACAGGAAGGGUAACUUACAAUGGACAUGUCAUGAAUGAGUUUGUGCUUGAAAGAACUGCGGCUUACAUAAGUCAACACGAUCUUCACAUAGGAGAAAUGACUGUUAGAGAAACUCUGGCCUUCUCUGCAAGAUGUCAGGGAGUUGGAUCACGAUACGGUUAGCAAAUUUGAUACUUUCCUAUUUUAUGAUGUCAUAUUUGAGUUUGACUUGGACAAUUUUUCUUUUUCGAAUAAAAAAUGCUGAUUCCUUUGGCGGCAUCUGCAGAUCUGUUGUCAGAGUUGUCAAGAAGAGAGAAAGCGGAAAAUCUAAAACCAGAUCCUGAUAUCGAUAUCUUCAUGAAGGCAGCAGUAACAAAAGGUCAAGAGGCUAAUGUCGUCACUGAUUAUAUCCUUAAGAUUUUAGGGUUGGAAAUAUGUGCUGAUGCGAUGGUCGGAGAUGAAAUGUUGAGGGGUAUUUCCGGAGGACAACGGAAGCGUGUGACCACAGGUGAGAUGCUGGUGGGGCCUGCCGAGGUAUUUUUGAUGGAUGAGAUAUCAACUGGGCUCGAUAGCUCGAUAACAUACCAAAUUGUCAACUCCCUGAAACAAUUUAUACACAUUCUUGAUGGAACGGCGGUUAUCUCUCUCCUCCAACCAGCUCCGGAGACUUAUGAUCUGUUUGACAACAUUAUUCUCCUAUCUGAUGGUCAAAUUGUGUACCAGGGCCCACGUGAACUCGUCCUAGAUUUCUUUGAAUCCAUGGGAUUCAAAUGCCCUAUGAGGAAGGGUGUUGCUGAUUUCUUGCAGGAAGUAACAUCAAGAAAAGAUCAGCAUCAGUAUUGGGUACGCAAAGAUGAGCCUUACACUUUUGUCACGGUUCGGGAAUUUGCAGAGGCAUUCCAGUCAUUUCAUGUGGGAAGAAAGCUCGGGGAUGAACUUUCCACUCCAUUUGAUAAGAGCAAGAACCACCCAGCCGCUUUGACUACCAAAAGAUUUGGUGUUGGAAUGAAGGAUUUGCUUAAAGCUUGCAUUUUAAGAGAAUACUUGCUUAUGAAAAGGAACUCAUUUGUCUACAUCUUCAAGGUCUCUCAGCUCAUAUUUAUGGCGUUUGUUUCGAUGACCCUAUUCUUACGGACUAAGAUGCAUCGGGAUACUGUAACUGAUGGAGGAAUUUACAUCGGUGCCACGUUCUUCACCGUGAUGAUGAUCAUGUUCAAUGGAAUGGCAGAGCUUUCAAUGACUAUAGCCAAGCUCCCAAUUUUCUACAAGCAAAGAGACCUCCUCUUCUAUCCAGCAUGGGCAUAUGCUCUACCAUCCUGGAUUCUAAAAAUCCCUAUCACAUUUGUGGAGGUUGCAGCUUGGGUGUUCAUCACCUACUACGUCACUGGAUAUGAUCCAAAUGUUGGAAGGUUGUUCAAGCAGUAUCUUUUGCUUGCGGCCAUUAGUCAGAUGGCCUCUGGAUUGUUUCGAUUGACCGCGGCACUUGGGAGAAACUUGAUCGUUGCCAAUACAUUCGGGUCAUUUGUUAUGCUCGUACUCUUUGCAUUGGGCGGAGUUGUUCUUUCCCGAGAGGACGUAAAGAAAUGGUGGAUAUGGGGAUAUUGGACAUCUCCUUUAAUGUAUGGGCAGAAUGCCAUAGUCGUCAAUGAAUUUUUAGGAUCGAAUUGGAAUAAGAUUCCCCCAAAUUCAAGUACAAACGAACCCCUAGGAAUUCAAGUUUUGAAGUCUCGUGGGUUCUUUACUGAAGCAUAUUGGUAUUGGAUAGGACUUGGGGCAUUGUUUGGGUUCAUCAUCCUCUUCAACUUUGGGUUUUCGGUGGCUCUCGCUCUUCUUAAUCCCUUUGGCAAAUCCCACUCAGUAAAAUCAGAUAAUCCUGAGGGCAACAAGAACGUUGAUAGAAUAGAAGGAUCAAUUCAGUUGCAAUCUCGAGGCUCUAGUCUGAGAAAUGGAUCUGGUAUGAAGGAGGUCAUCAAGCCCAAGCCUGAGACAGCUGUUGCCGCCAAUACGAAAAGAGGAAUGGUGCUCCCAUUUGAGCCGCACUCAAUUACUUUCGAUGAAAUAACUUAUUCAGUUGAUAUGCCACGGGAAAUGACGAAUCAAGGUGCUCCUGAGGAUAGAUUGCUGCUCUUGAAAGGUGCAAGUGGUUCUUUUAGGCCAGGCGUUCUUACUGCUCUAAUGGGCGUUAGCGGUGCUGGUAAAACUACUCUAAUGGAUGUGUUGGCUGGGAGAAAAACCGGAGGAUACAUCAAGGGCAACAUAACAAUUUCUGGGUAUCCAAAGAAUCAAGAUACAUUUGCUCGGAUUUCUGGAUAUUGUGAACAAAACGAUAUCCAUUCACCUCAUGUUACUGUCUAUGAGUCCUUAAUUUACUCGGCAUGGCUGCGUUUGCCUCCUGGCGUGGACGACCAAACCAGAAAGCUGUUUGUUGAGGAAGUUAUGGAACUUGUGGAGCUAAAUCCGCUGAGACAGGCCUUGGUUGGUUUGCCUGGUGUGGAUGGUCUAUCCAUCGAGCAACGCAAAAGGCUGACCAUUGCAGUUGAACUAGUCGCAAACCCCUCCAUCAUUUUCAUGGACGAACCUACCUCAGGGCUUGAUGCAAGAGCUGCUGCUAUUGUCAUGAGAACAGUUAGGAAUACAGUGGACACAGGGAGAACAGUCGUAUGCACAAUUCACCAACCAAGCAUUGAUAUAUUUGAAGCUUUCGAUGAGCUUUUCUUAAUGAAGCGAGGGGGACAGGAGAUAUAUGUCGGCCCUCUGGGUCGUCAUUCUUCUCAUCUAAUAGAGUAUUUUGAGGGAAUCCAAGGAGUUAGUAAAAUCAAAGAUGGCUAUAAUCCAGCAACUUGGAUGCUCGAAGUUACAAGCCCAGCACAAGAACUGGCUUUAGGUGUCGAUUUUUCUGAUCUAUACAAGAACUCAGAUUUGUACAGGAGAAACAAGGCUUUGAUUGAAGAGUUGAGCAUACCUCCUCCAAAUUCUAAGGACCUCUAUUUCCCGACUAAGUAUUCUCAGUCAACUUUCACCCAAUUGAUGGCUUGCUUAUGGAAGCAACAUUGGUCUUACUCGAAUCCGCCGUACACGGCUGUUCGGUUCCUCUUCACCAUCUUCAUUGCCUUAACGUUUGGGACUAUGUUUUGGGACCUCGGCUCUAAAACGACCCGGAGUCAAGAUUUGAUGAAUGCGAUGGGAUCUAUGUAUGCGGCUGUUAUCUUCCUUGGGGUCCAAAAUGCAGCUUCUGUGCAACCAGUUGUUGCAGUGGAGAGAACGGUUUUCUAUAGAGAGCGAGCUGCAGGGAUGUACUCGGCCCUACCAUCAUUAGCACAGGUUCUAAUUGAAGUCCCUUAUAUCCUCGUGCAAGCUAUAUCAUAUGGUAUCAUAGUUUAUGCAAUGAUUGGAUUCAAAUGGACCGUUGCAAAAUUUUUCUGGUAUCUAUUCUUCAUGUUCUUCACAUUGUUGUAUUUCACAUACUAUGGUAUGAUGGCCGUGGGCAUGACCCCAAACCACCACAUCGCUUCCAUCAUCUCUUUUGCAUUCUAUGCCCUAUGGAACCUCUUUUCCGGUUUCGUCGUGCCAAGGACUAGGAUACCUAUCUGGUGGAGAUGGUACUAGUGGGUGUGCCCCGUUUCUUGGACUUUAUAUGGAUUGGUGGUCUCUCAAUUCGGCGAUUUGACAAAUACGCUUGAAGACACUGGGGACACAGUGGAAGAUUACAUGAGAGAUUACUUCGGUUAUCGACACGAUUUUUUGGGCGCAAUUGCCGCGGCGAUGAUAGGAUUCACAAUGCUUUUCGCAUUCGUUUUCGCCAUUUCCAUCAAGAUACUGAAUUUCAGAGGCGGUAGACUUCAGUAUCACCUCGAUCGGCAAAACAAAUGUGUUUCUCUAUUAGAAAAUGAUAUCUAAUUACUAUAGCAAGUAUAUGUAUUUUUUUGCUUUUCUAGCAACUCUCUACAUCUUUUUCGGUCAUAUGGAUCUUUCCUGGGAGACCGAUUAAAUUGGGAAUCAUGCUGCAGCAAACAAACCUUCUUAUGCAAUAUUGUCUUCCAUCUGUGUACAUGGUCUACAGAUGCUUCAAGCAUAUGUAUUGUUGGGCCUCCACUUAGGCCCAAGAAAUUUUGUAUGUUCAUUUAGGGUGCGCAUGGCAACGUUUUUAUUCGAGGGAACUAUUUCUUUUCAGAA
This is a messenger RNA of Eucalyptus grandis, 4837 nucleotides long. RefSeq names its product ABC transporter G family member 40. Gene Ontology annotation, cellular component: membrane. Gene Ontology annotation, molecular function: ATP hydrolysis activity; ATP binding; ABC-type transporter activity. The record is from RefSeq and is a predicted model, not a curated record. Lineage: Eukaryota; Viridiplantae; Streptophyta; Magnoliopsida; Myrtales; Myrtaceae.